AUGGUCUCCAUUGGGAUAUUUCAGAAAAACAACAUCGAGGAUCGGCAAACAGCGACCGACUGUCAGGCGCUCCGUCAGAGCGCGGCAGCGCGGGGCAUUGUCUUUUAUGCGCAUCCGUUUCUACACGGUCUUCCAUGGAGUGAUCAAGACUCAAUCGCGUACAAACACGUCCUGAUGGCGUUGAAGAAACAGCCAUUUCGAUGGUGUAAAGGAGCAGGAAGUGCAUUAACGCAGACGGUGUUAAAACUCGAGCAAGCGGCACGCCGGAGUCCUUGGCAAGCCGGGGCAUUAUCCCAGACACCAUACUAUCUCUGGGCACAUGGCAAGGAGACCACGGGGUAUAAGGUCUGGGUCUGCUAUCGUGUGGGAGUGCGGCAACUGAACACUUAUUUUCCUGGGAGGCAGCAGGACCCCAGCUGUCGCAAGCUGCAGUGCUGCCAGGGGUAA
Molecule: messenger RNA, 447 nt
Organism: Peronospora matthiolae
Lineage: Eukaryota; Oomycota; Peronosporomycetes; Peronosporales; Peronosporaceae
Source: the annotation of a GenBank genome assembly